AUGUCUGCGUUUGGUGGAAAAAAGGGGGGAAGGGGGAGAGGCUGCCGCUUCUACGCCCGUGCUGGAGCCGUGAUCGACAAGCAAGGACAAGCUUUCACCCGACAUGUCGUGGUGCAGGUGCUGAAGUGGCUGAGUGACCACGCAGCAGCGUGUGGCGCCAACGACACGCCCUGGGAGCAGCAGACCAACGUGGGUGACUCGGGGGCCCCCACAGCUGCGGCGGCAGCAGCUUCAGCCGCUCAGAGGCAGUUGCUGUGGGAGGUGCUGCGGCUGCUGGUGAAGCACUCGGAGGCCGGAAAAACGAAGCAGGCCAGAGGGUGGCUUAUGGGGCAGAGCAAAGAGGACCAGUCCGUGGAAUCUGACUUGCUGAAGCUGCUGCUGGAGCGGCGAAAUGCCCCGUUAAGAAAUGCCCAUAAACCUUAA
Messenger RNA from Volvox carteri f. nagariensis, 423 nucleotides. RefSeq lists its product as uncharacterized. The record is from RefSeq and is a predicted model, not a curated record. Bases 1 to 423 code for a protein of 140 amino acids. The transcript has 4 exons. Lineage: Eukaryota; Viridiplantae; Chlorophyta; Chlorophyceae; Chlamydomonadales; Volvocaceae.